UCAGCUACACUCACCCGCCUCGGCUGGAGCGUCCAUGGGAAAGUGUGCGUGCCGCGGACUGUCCGUCCGUCCAGGGGCUCGCCAUCUGUCGCUGUCCAUACUAACCUUUUUAUUGCAGAUAGCGGAGCAGAUCACGAUACCACAUCAGAUGAGUGCCUCUUAAGGGAAAUCCACGAAGAUGUUAGGCGCUCGUUUCUGCUAGAUUCCAUGGGCGUGACGGCGCACGCGCGCCAAAAAACCGACGACGCCCGCGCCGUCGCGCAGCUGGAGCGCUCCGCCGAGCUCAUCGAUGGGCGCUGGUACGUCGGCCUUCCGUGGAAGGACGAAAACCGCCCCAUGCCCGACUCCCGCCCAAACGCGCUUACCAGGAUGAAGGGUAUUGAGCGCAAAAUGGGCAAGGAUCCAGGAUUCGCCGACAGGUACCGUGAAAGGGUCAGUCAUUUGUUAGAAAAUGAUUACGCUAGGGAAAUGACUAACACUGAGGUCACGCCGAAGACUUAUUACUUACCUCAUUUCGGCGUGGACAACCCCAAUAAGAAAAAACUUCGUCUGGUCUUUGAUGCUGCAAGUCAGGUAAGUGGUAGCUCACUGAACGAUUAUUUGCUCACAGGACCUGACCUAUUGUCAUCACUUUUAGGUAUAAUGCUGCGCUUUCGGGAACAUCCAAUUGCAGUAACAGGUGACAUUAGGGACAUGUUCUUGAGGGUCAAGAUCCAGCAAGACGACCAGGACGCACUGAGGUUUCUGUGGAGAAACAACCCCACAGAAAACAUAAGGACGUACGCGAUGACGUCACUCAUUUUUGGCGCAAAUUGUGCUCCAUUCGUCGCGCAAUUUGUUAAAAAUAAAAACGCCCAGCGAUUUGAAUCGUCGUUUCCCGCCGCCGUCGAUGCCAUCGUCAACUCGCACUACAUGGACGACUACAUCGACAGCCUGCCCGACGAGGCGAUAGCGAUCGAAAUGGUAAGGAAUGUCAGUGAUAUCCACAGGGCGGGCGGCUUUGAAAUAAGAAACUGGACAAGCAACAGCGUCGCAGUUUUAAACAGCGUGCCAAAGGAGACCUUAGGUACUGCUGCUGUAAGGUUCAAAGUCGGCCAGCAACAUGAAAGCGAGCGUACCUUGGGUCUCAUUUGGUACCCGGCUGACGACAUAUUGGGCUUCGAUUUGUCAUUAAAACGUAUACCGAGCGACGUACUUGAAGGUGAGAAUAGGCCUACAAAGCGUGUAAUGCUAAGAGUAAUUAUGUCUAUAUUUGAUGUACUAGGUUUCUUAGCACCCUUCACGAUUCAAGGCCGAAUCAUGCUUCAAGAGGCUUGGCGCUUACAGGUGGAUUGGGAGGAUUACAUUCCAGACCAGAUUUAUCAAAAGUGGCGAAAGUGGGUUGACCUUCUAAAGGUAAUUAAAGAUAUCCGUAUACCUAGGUGGUACUGCACAGCCGCGCGCAAUGCGGUAAGGGACAGCCAAUCGGCGACAGCGUGUGCGAGCGAAAUGCAAGAUUGUGUGGAUAUCGACGCAGAGGUACCUACCUCGCCCCCCGCGACCCACGCGCCUACGCACGGUGCUACGAAAGGCUACGACGGCGUAGCGGCAUCUACAUAUGCUACGACCGCACCGAGUAGUAAGUACUCAUAUUAUAAUAAUUUACAAAUGCAUUUUUUUAGCGAUGCAUCUACUCAGGCGAUGUCAGCUGUGGGCUAUUGGCGCUGGGAGGAUAACGGUACUAUUUAUGUUGCAUUUAUUGCAAGCAAAAGCAGAGUUAUGCCGGUAAAACAGCUGACUAUACCGAAGGCUGAGCUGCAAGCUGCAUUGUUGUCGGCAAGACUAGCCAAUGCAAUUGGAAAGGAGCACAAACUGACGCCUAUAAGGCGUUACUUCUGGUGUGACUCCUCAACUGUGAUACAUUGGAUCCGCAACAAAAAUCGUACGUAUAAGGCCUUUGAAGCAAAUCGUUUGGGGGAGAUUGACGACCUUACCCGCGUUGACGAGUGGCGGUACAUUUCUACGAAACUAAAUGUUGCCGAUUUAGCCACGCGGGACUCGUUUGAUCUAGCCCUACAAAAUGAGUGGUUCAAAGGUCCUUCUUUUUUAUACGCUGACGAAAGUCAAUGGCCUAAAAAUAUUAUACCUACCGGUAACGAGGAGACAAGGGAAUGCGUAGCAGUCGUCCAGGUGCGCGAGGAACCUGCAUGCAUUCCAGUGCCAGACCCACAGCGCUUCUCUUCGUGGCUUCGUCUCACCCGCGCCACGGCCACAGUGCUAAAGUUCAUCUCCAGGUGCAAAGGUCAAGCGGCCGAGAUCGACUGUGCUAUGAUGGAGCGUGCCGAGAUAAUUUUAUUAAAACACGCGCAAAACGAGUCUUUCGGGGAAGACUUAGCCAGAAUUAAGGCGCACGGGGCUUUACAUCGCGCAAGUAAGCUAUUAAAAUUAUCACCCAUUUUAGAUGAACAUAACCUACUUCGCGUGGGCGGGCGCAUUGACGCCGCAUCAGAUGUGCCUCUGGACGUCAAGAGACCCGUAAUCCUGGACGGCCGUCAUCAGGUAGCACGAUUAAUCGUCCGACAUUACCAUGUGAAAGCGGCCCAUGGAAGUCAGGAGAUGGUGGUUAACGAAAUAAAGCAAAGGUAUUGGGUAAUUAAACUUAGACCUACUGUUAAACUCGUGACGUCAAGGUGCAUGUUGUGCAGGAUAAUGAAGAGCAGACCUCAGGUACCUCGCAUGGGAGAUCUGCCGGGGGCCAGAAUAGAACACCAUCAGCGACCCUUUUUUCACUGUGGCUUGGACCUUUUUGGGCCAAUGGAGGUCGCGGUGGGUCGCCGCAGAGAGAAAAGGUAUGGUGUUCUAUUCACAUGCCUCACAGUGCGGGCAAUUCAUAUCGAGUUGGUUGCCUCCCUUACAACUGACUCGCUCAUCAUGGCGUUGCGACGAAUGGCGGCGCGGCGCGGCUGGCCGCGCCAUCUGUACUCGGACAAUGGAACUAAUCUGAGGGGCGCCGACACAGAGCUGCGCCGGUCGAUGGAGGCGCUAGAUAUGGACGUGCUAAAAGCUGAGGGGGUUAAUAACAAUAUGGACUGGACUUUUAUCCCCCCCGCCAGCCCCCAUUGGGGUGGGGCGUGGGAACGUUUAAUACGUUCAGUAAAGACGGCUCUAAAAGUCGUUUUGAAAGAACGGGCACCAAGGGACGAAGUUUUGACUACAUUUAUGGCAGAAGUUGAGAACAUGGUCAACGGUCGUCCAUUGGAGCACGUGUCUGUCGAUCCUGCUGACGGUGAGUCUCUUACGCCUAAUCAUUUCCUUUUAGGAUCAUCAUCGCGACUCCCUCUAGUAGGAGAGUUCGAUGAUUCUGAUCUCAACCUGAGGAAACUAUGGCGGAAGGCGCAGAGGCUCGCUGACAUGUUCUGGCAGAGGUGGCUAAGAGAAAUCUUACCCACUCUCGUGCCUAGAACAAAAUGGCUGGAGGAGCGGAAGCCGUUAAAGGUAGGAGAUCUCGUUCUGGUCGUGGAUCCCAACUCUCCCCGUAAUAUGUGGCCGAAGGGGUUGAUCACCCAGGUAAUUCCUGGCGGAGACGGCCGCAUCCGUGUAGUGGAGGUAAGGACGGCUACCGGGACUUACCGGCGAUCCGCGGCUCGCAUAGCUCCUAUUCCCGUAAGUUUAGAGUGCUGA
Molecule: messenger RNA, 3660 nt
Organism: Cydia splendana
Lineage: Eukaryota; Metazoa; Arthropoda; Insecta; Lepidoptera; Tortricidae
Exons: 1
Coding region: 208-3660 (1150 amino acids)
Biological process (GO): DNA integration
Molecular function (GO): nucleic acid binding
Source: RefSeq, a predicted model, not a curated record